This is a messenger RNA of Hyalella azteca, 2570 nucleotides long. Its product is annotated as PH domain-containing protein DDB_G0287875. The record is from RefSeq and is a predicted model, not a curated record. Bases 1 to 2193 code for a protein of 730 amino acids. The transcript is spliced from 5 exons. NCBI's taxonomy places the organism in Eukaryota, Metazoa, Arthropoda, Malacostraca, Amphipoda, Hyalellidae.
AUGAGACUGCCUAGACCCUUGCGCGAGAGCGGCGGGUGGCGGGCGUGGAGCGGCGGUGGUGGGGUGCGGGUCGUGGUGGUGGUGGCGGCGGUGACAGCGGCGGUGUGGUGUGGUGGGCUGCUGGGUGGCGUUGCCGGCAAGAAGGGAAUAUCUCUGGUGGGCGGCGAAACCCUCCUGCUCUCAGACCUGGGUGAGUGGGCCACGGGGCUACGUGAGUGGGACUCGUGGCUACGUGAGUGGGCCACGUGGCUACGUGUGGUGGGUGUGGUGCACCGCGUAACGCUCUCCACCUUACAAGCUUGUGAGCGAACCGCGGGCGUCGCCUUCCCGCGAACCAGCCUAACCCCACACCUGCCCACCGCUGAAGAAGAGCUGGUAGAGGCAGCUGAAGAGCAGCUGCUGAGUCAUGAAGCACCUACAGCAGCUGCCAUCACACCUGCUCCACCUGUUGCACCUGGCGCAGAAGCACCUGUAGUUGAUGCACCUGCUUCCAGUGGAGCAUCUAAGAAGACGCCACCAACUGAAAAACCUGAUGAAAUUGUGGCUGCUGAUCGAAACAAAGAAGCGGAGAUGGAAAUAAAUUCGGCAAUUACGGCUGAACAGCUGGCACCGUCUUUGAGAUCAGAUGGUAAUGAAAGCUGGACUAUUCCACCAGCUGUGGACGUUGGUACGCCAUCUUUAGUCGCAGAAAGAACUUGUUUGGAUUUCGAAGAAGAAUUGCUGUUGGUGCGCGAAGCUUUACGAAGGGCGAAACAAGCGCGGGGUGUUGAUGAGAGGGAGAAGAAGGAGCGCAAGCAGAUGGAGAAAACGAUGCGCAAGCUCCAGCUGGAGCAGAAGGCAAGACUCCAGAAGGAGCAAGAGCUUGCCCUCGAACAGAGAAGACAGGAAUUUGAAGCGAAUAGAGAAAAAUUCGAGAAAAUUCUCAGCGAAAAUGCUGCAUCUGCUGAGGAAAUUUCAACGCAGUCUACAGUCCCUACUACUGUUCCGUCUACAAGUCAGUCUGAUGUUACUGGAGAUUCUACCUCUAGCUCUACCGCUGUCCCUGCGCCUUCUAAGGAUGGGUCGCAAACUGGGCCCGUGACAUCUGACUUGCCAAACCUGAAUUGUACAUCAGCUCAUGCUACUGCACAUACCACAUUGCCAGCUACUGCAUCUACGACACCGAAUGUAUCUACUGCCACAUCGCCGGCCACUGCAUCGAUGACAUCUACAUCUACUCUUCCGACAUCUGCGCCUACAGCGCCUACACCUACUUUACUAACUCCUACAGCGCCUCCAUCGAAACCUCAGCGAAGUGCGCUCAGUCUGGCAGAGCACGUGGCUCUCCUCAGGGAGCGGGGAGGCAGCCAGCAACCCCAACCUCAUGGAGAGAAGCAAUCCCAUGGGGCGGAGGAAAAGCAACCCAAACCCCGUGAGGCGGAGGAAAAGCAACCCCAACCCCGUGAGGCGGGAGAAAAGCUAUCCCGUGAGGCGGAGAAGCAACCCUUUGAGGCGGAGAAACAACCCCGUGAGGCGGAGAAGCAACCCCCUCGUGAGGCGGGAGAAAAGCCAUCCCGUGAGGCGGGGGUGAAGCAAUCCCCGGCAAGCAAGCGGGGGAAGUUCGGGGAGAAGUGGCAUGUGGUGGAAGAGGCAGACGAGGCAGUAGGGGAGGCGGCGGCGCUGAGAGCGCGCAUCAUGCGUCAAAUGGAGCGCAUAAAUGAGGAAAUGCGACGACGCGAUGCCAUCCUCACACCCGCUGAUGACGGGACCAAGUCUGCUGAUAAGAAAUGUAUAUCAACCGACAAGACUGAUACCUUAUCACGUGGAGUAGAUAAGAGUUUGGGAUCUACCGCUGGAGCGACCACGGCGAUAGGGGAAACAGAUGGCGGAGGUCAGGCAAUAGGUGCUGCUGGUAUAGCACCUGGUUCUGGUAUAGCACCUGGUGCUGGCAUAGCACCUGGUGCUGAUAAAGCACCUGCUGCGUCUCUAACAGCUGCACAGCUGCGUAAACUGGAACAAAAACGUAAGCUGGAAGAAGAGAAACGUAAGCUGGAACGUCGCAUCCAAGAACAAGUUGUUCUGAAACAACAACAGCUCGUGCAACUACGCAUGCGGAAGCAGCAGCAACAACAACAGCAGCUGCUAAAUAGCAGCAAGAAGCGCCAGCUGCAGCAGCAACUUGCUGCUAUUGACGCGAAGAAAAGUAAGAAAUGAUGACAUGAUCUCUGGACACGCGGGUCGAAUACAGAUUCUUCUCAUUUUGAUAGUUGAUAUCAUUUAGCGAUUGUGAUAUAUUGAAAUUGUUCGUGGCAUUUGAGACGGGGGAUUCUGUAUAAUAACUGACAUAAAAUAAUAGAUUAAAAUGAAAAGUCAUGUAAAAGUGAAUACGUAUUAAUCUCCCAAUAUUUUCGCUUUAUAAACGGUCAGUUCAUUGAACUAUACGUUAUUAGCGCGAUGAUAUAAUUUUAUUGUUGAAAUAUGUAUAAAAACAGUGGAACUUGCAAGUGUAACCUUGGGGAUCGAUUAGAAUUUCAUUAUGUAAUAAUUCUACUCAAUUAAACUUGACGAAAAAAUUGAAUUGAAAUUUUAAA